This is a messenger RNA of Acaulospora morrowiae, 899 nucleotides long. Lineage: Eukaryota; Fungi; Glomeromycota; Glomeromycetes; Diversisporales; Acaulosporaceae. The record is from the annotation of a GenBank genome assembly.
AUCAUUACUGUCGAUGAGAACGGAAUAAUAGGAUGUCAUCAAUUGUUGCAUAAAUCGAUGGCACCUGAUAUACCUUUCAUGGUCGAAGUUGAUCCUGUGCUACAAUAUAAAAGUCAUUUUAAUACGCCAUUCUGUUAUGACGCUGAAAUCACACCAAAAUGUUUUGCAUGCAGUAAAGACGGUAAAGUUGUAUUGAGUGCUGGACACUGGGAUAACACAUUUAAGGUUUCCAAUACCGAGACUAGUAGAACAGUUGCCUCAAUAUCCGGCCAUGAUGAUAUCGUGACAGCAGUGGCGAUUAGUGAGGAUGGGAGAAUUGUGGUAUCAGGAUCGAGGUGUUCAAACCUGUUGUCGUGGAAAGUUAACCUUACACAUGAUAAUGAGUUUUUGGAGAUUGAACCGGUUCCGAUGCAGGCAUACUAUGGUCACGACGACGAGAUCAAUUGCAUAGUGGUGAACGCCGAACAUGACAUUUUAAUUAGUGGGUCAAAGGAUAGAACUUGUAUAGUACAUUCAUUGAGAAAUGCAAACUACAUACGUACUUUGCGGCCAUUGGAUGAUAUAGAGUCGAGCAUCGAGUUUAUCUGCAUCACCAAGGACGCAAAUAUUGUCUUGUACACCGAGAUAAAGGACGAAUACUUCCUUCACACAUACAGCAUCAAUGGAAAGCUUUUAAAUUUCAUAAAGAUAAAUGAAAAGUUGGUUCACAUUAUUUCAGCACACGACAGGAACUUAAUUAUCACUUCAAGUGAUAGGGGACGAAUUUGCAUUUAUGAUGUUCUCAGUCUAAAUUCUUUACACGAUUAUGAAAUACCAUUAAUUGGCAGGAGUAUUAAACUCAGUGCCGAUAAUCGUCAACUAUGGAUUUCAGGAGAUGAUGGAAAACUUUUUAUAAUUUC